Molecule: messenger RNA, 694 nt
Organism: Bacillus rossius redtenbacheri
Lineage: Eukaryota; Metazoa; Arthropoda; Insecta; Phasmatodea; Bacillidae
Exons: 4
Coding region: 1-597 (198 amino acids)
Source: RefSeq, a predicted model, not a curated record
AUGGCGCUUUCGCAGCAACGAGGCCGCCUUUUGCCAUCGCACGAGUGUUAUCUCGGUCCUCGAGUGUGGGCAGUUUCCCCCUCCGCAGAACAGAUAGGAAGCUGCCAGGAUAAAGUCGCCGUCCCGAUCAAAGGGUCACCAGUCACCCGACGGAGUCUGACCCCGAGCAUCACCAGGCAUCACCAGCUACAGAGAGCAUGCCGCCCCCGCCGCCCCACAAGCCGCCCCCGCACGAGCCAGCGCCUCACGGCCCGCCUCAUGAGCCACCUCAUGGGCCGCCUCAUGAGCCACCUCAUGGGCCGCCUCAUGAGCCACCUCAUGGGCCGCCUCAUGAGCCACCUCAUGGGCCGCCUCAUGGGCCACCUCAUGGGCCGCCUCAUGAGCCACCUCAUGGGCCGCCUCAUGAGCCACCUCAUGGGCCGCCUCAUGAGCCACCUCAUGGGCCGCCUCAUGAGCCACCUCAUGGGCCGCCUCAUGAGCCACCUCAUGGGCCACCUCAUGGACCACCUCAUGGGCCGCACGAACCAGGCCCCAGAGGCCCGCCCCAGUGAGGAAGAACUAACUCUCAUCAAACAGUUCAGCGUUGCCAGUGAAUAAACAACUGCUGAGAAAUGUUCGUCACUCCAGAGUUUCUGAACGUGUUUCUGUGCCCUUCCAAAAGAGUGUUUUUGUAAUAAAAAAAAGUAUCUUCUGA